AUGGCGCCUGCACGCAAGCGAGGGAAGCGAGGAGGUGCUAAACGGUCGCGUCCUGGGCAAAAUGCGUUCCAGACGUCGCGAGUUGAGGACAUACGCGACGACCAGUCAGCAGACGGGGCUGAGGAAUUCCCCAACGGCGUCGAAGAAGAGGCACAGGAUCAGGAAGCCUUAGAUCUGUCCUCCGACAGCGAGGAGGAAGAGGAGAAAUCCAAAGAACGGCCCUACAAUACGUUGCUGCAGCUGUUUAAUGCCGGUUCAGGUCCUGCUCGCAAGAAGCGGAAGCUGCGUCACAAGGACGACGAAGCAAAGGACGAUGAUAAAGCUGAAGUAGUCGCGGAAGAGGCCCAAGAGCCCCAGGAGAUCGACGUGCUGGAGGCUCAAGAAGCGUCCGAAGAAGAGGACGAAGGGGCAGAAAAUGCAGGCGCUGGCGAGGCGGAUGAUGAAGAGGAAGACGUAACGGACCCGUUUGAGACACAUUUCGCGAAUCCAGACGAGACACAACUGUCGCAGAGAGUACAGGCUGUGUCUGAGGGGAAGUGGCGCCCUACCAAAAAGGAGCUUCCAGAUGGGCUGCGGUUGGCACAUAGCGUUCCUGAUGUUGACGGGAAAGAUGAAAGCAUCCCGCCGCCGGUGCGAAGUACGAGCAAUUUAAAGCUCAAGAGAAAGCUGGUGUCUCCUGCUGCCGAUCUCAUUCCAAGUUUCAAUAAUCUCUCUCAGCAUGUCGCCUCGCUGAUGUUCAACUAUCACGAUCUUCUCCUGGGUGUGAGGACAACGUCGAACGCCGCGCACUUGAGAGACUUGCUCUGUCUGCAUCUUCUCAAUCAUGUUUUGAAGACGCGGGAUCGGGUGAUCAAGAACAAUUCCCGUCUUGCAAAGGACCAGGGAGAAGAGAUGGAGCUACGAGACCAGGGAUUUACAAGACCGAAAGUGCUCUUAAUUCUGCCUACCAGACAAGCUUGUGUUCGAUUCGUCGAGACGAUAGUCAAGCUCUAUCAACCCGAGCAGCAAGAAAACAAGAAGAGGUUUCUGGACGAGUACAACUCGACGGAGGAUCCGGCGUGGGAGAACAAGCCGGAGGAUUUCAAGGCGCUGUUUGGCGGGAACGACGAUGACAUGUUCCGGCUGGGCCUGAAAUUCACCCGCAAGACAGUCAAAUACUUUACACAGUUCUACAACUCGGACGUCAUCAUCGGGAGUCCGUUGGGUUUGCGCACCGUUAUGGACAAAGAAGAUGUGAAAAAACGCGACCACGAUUUCUUAUCAUCCAUCGAGCUGGCCAUCGCCGACCAUGCCGAUGCGCUUCUGAUGCAAAACUGGGAUCAUGUGGAGUACAUCUUCAACCAUCUCAACCUGCAGCCGAAGGAGGCCCACGGGUGCGAUUUCAGCCGGGUGCGCACAUGGUACCUGGACGACCGGGCGCGAUAUCUCCGGCAGACCAUCGUCUGCGCGUCUUUCAUCACGCCAGAGAUGAACUCGUUGUUCUCGGCACACAUGCACAAUAUCGCCGGGAAAGCGAAGGUGACACCGUUUUACAACGGGGCUAUCACUGAGAUUUCGCUUCCGGUGUCGGUGAAGCAGACAUUCUCCCGCUUUGACUCGUUGUCGCCUCCCAAGGACCCGGAUGCGCGAUUCAAGUACUUCACGACGGCGAUUCUUCCAUCGCUGACACGAGCGGUGGCGGGCAAGGGAAAGGGCAACAGCGCAGGCACGUUGAUCUUCAUCCCGUCGUAUCUGGACUUUGUGCGCGUGCGCAACUUCUUCGCGACGUCGCCGCAGACGACGAACAUCUCCUUCGGAGCCAUCUCGGAGUACUCGUCGGUGCAGGAGGUGGCGCGGGCGCGGAGCCAUUUCAUGACGGGGCGGCAUGCGGUGCUGCUGUACACGGAGCGCACGCACCACUUCCGGCGGUACAAGAUCCGGGGCACCAAGCGGAUCAUCAUGUACGGGCUGCCGGAGAACCCGGCCUUCUACGGCGAGCUGGUCGAGUUCCUGGGGCUGGACCCGGCGGGCGUCGUUGAGGCGGCGGCGGGCGGCGUGCGCGCCAUGUUCUCCAAGUGGGAUGCGCUGAAGCUGGAGCGCAUCGUGGGCAGCCAGCGCGUGGGCAGCCUGCUGCGGGAGAAGGGCGGCGAUACCUUUAGUUUUGUGUAG
Rasamsonia emersonii CBS 393.64 is the source of this 2148-nucleotide messenger RNA. Its product is annotated as U3 small nucleolar RNA-associated protein 25. The transcript is spliced from 5 exons. Gene Ontology annotation, molecular function: rRNA binding; U3 snoRNA binding. The record is from RefSeq and is a predicted model, not a curated record. Lineage: Eukaryota; Fungi; Ascomycota; Eurotiomycetes; Eurotiales; Trichocomaceae. Gene Ontology annotation, cellular component: nucleolus; small-subunit processome. Bases 1 to 2148 code for a protein of 715 amino acids. Gene Ontology annotation, biological process: maturation of SSU-rRNA from tricistronic rRNA transcript (SSU-rRNA, 5.8S rRNA, LSU-rRNA).